AACAAACAAAUUGUUUGCAUCGUUUUAUUGAAGCAAGUUUAACAUUGGACAUCAAAACUCGGGUAAAAAUUUAUCAUUCUUCGAUUGAAACACCAGGAAUCAAAGAUUUGUUGUGAGUGACUGUUUUAUUGUUCAGAUUGAAGAAGUGGGUUUAUCCUAAUUCAUACUCCUCAAAAAUGCCAUUCAUUUGCGACGAUUUCGAAUGGAAGUUGGUGGACGAUCGAGAGCCAUACGAUAAACAUCGAUUUGUUGUGGUACGAAAACUCAGUGUGAAGCCGAAUGAACGCACUCCCAUUCGAAAUUUCACGGUUGAUGAAAUUCGUCAACGUAUUGAGAAAUUCGGUGAGAUCGAAUUGAUUGAAAUAAUGCCCAACAAUGCACUAGAGGCACAUGUGACCUUUGUCAGCGACCGUAGUGCAUAUUUGAUGCUAUUGCAACAUGAAUUUGACAAAAAAGCAUUGAAAACACAGCCUUUUGAUAUUGAAAUUGCUGAUUCAUGGGAACAACCGCUUGAAGUCAUCAAUCAAUCGCCAAGACAUGACAUGGAAGUUGAUGAGCACGUACCAGAAAUUUUCAAAUUGAACGAAGACUGUCUGCUGCAUGUGUUCCAAUUUUUGGAUCUCGAUUCACUCGUCAGUUUGGCCGAUGUGUGUAAAAUGUUCAAUCGCUUAUCGCAUCAUCACUGUUUUCCACACAUUCACAAGUAUAAAGUGGACACAGACGACGAUCCAGCAUUCACACUGGCCAAAUUGCGUCAAACGUUGCUGUGCAUCGGGCCGCAUAUCACUGAUUUAUCAUACGAUGUCAGCUACGAUGAAGACGAUGGUCCUGGUCAUACAUCAAAAUUUUUGAAAGUAAUCGCACAAAACGUGGGCCCGAACCUACAACGAGCAUAUUUCGCAUUCAACCUUGAUAGAGACAAUCGUAUGGUGACAUUAGCACCAGUUCUCCAGAAUUUGGAAUCGUUAGAAAUCGAAGAUAGAGACGAAGGAUCCAGCUAUGAUAUAAAUUUUCAGGCACUGUGCCCAAAAUUAAUCGAAUUCACAGUGAAUAUGGAUAUGGCGAUGAUCGCUUGCUGCAAACCAUGGCCAAGUCUGCGCAGUCUCUCGGUGAAGAAUAACAUGGUGCUGACUACAACCACAUUAAUAUCAUUUAUUAAACAAAAUCCACAACUCACCUGCCUCGAAUUUGCUAUCGAUAGAAGCAAUAAAACUCUUCUCAUCUUGGCUGUGACAAAAUACUUAUCACGAUUCGAAAAACUGACGAUUGUCAAUACAGUUAAUGAAUCAUUUUUUGCCAGAAACUUUGCUAGUCUAAGCAAUCUUCCACUUUUACGCGAAAUUAAUUUGGAGAAAUUGGAUAGAAGCAGUUUGAAAUGCAUUGUAAAUCAUUUGCCAACGUUCAUAAAUUUACAGAAAAUCAGUUUGAGUUGCAGUUGGUAUAAAGGCGUGGGAAUAGAGGAAUAUGGGCAAAGUUUUUUGGAUUUGGCUGAGAAACUGCCAUUUUUGGAAGAAUUGAAACUACAGCGAAUACCAAUCCAUGGGGAUAUUUUAGUCGAAUUUAUCUCAUCUGCCAGCAAGUUAAACGUACUAUAUGUUCAAGACUGUGAACUAGUUUUUUCCAAUGAUUUAAUUUCGAAACUGGUUGAUACAUUGAAAGUCAGUCGGCAAGAAUCCAAGAAGGCUUUACAGUUUUACUUGAAUAAAAAAGACUUGAACGAGUUGAAAACAGUUAAAAGAAGGGAAAUUGAAGAGUAUCUACAACUGAAACGUGCUUAAAGAGGAUUUAUUGUUAUUUUUGGAACGUUUUUUCAUCAUCGAUAAAAAUUCCAACAGUAAAGAUAUGGUAAAUUCCAACACAAUUUCAUGGUGUUGGCAUUUCAACGGUCAAUUAUGUGAAUUAUCAUACAAAUUCUUUUCGAUAUGUUUUAUUUGGCGAAUAUUGAACUCAAGCUCAUUAAAUUGUUAAAAAUAGUCGUAAGUGUGAGCGAGAUAUAGGUUUGUUCUGAAAAUAUUGGUUACACAAAAGCGGGACAUCAUAUUUGCUGAUUCUUAAAGUGACAUAAAUUCUUAACACAUUGGCAUAAAAGCGACACUUCACGAAAGUAUACACUGAAUUUUUGAUGUUGCACAUUAAAUGAAUUGAAUUAUAAUUUACCGCUUCUGCGUACCAACUUGUUCAAAAUUCGUAUUUCAAAAAAAUAACGUCCAACGAAUAUUCUCAGCAGAUCAAAUUUCGCCGUGACACGUAACAGUUUUUCCAAUGGCGACAGGAUAAAAAGUCAACAAAAUAUUGUUUGAUCAUUUAAUGUUGAUUGUUUAACUGAAUGAAAGAAAGGAUAAAAAAUAUCGAUAUUAACGAAAGUUCACUAUUCAAAAUAGAAACAAAGUGAACAAAAAAUGAAAUCAAAUAUUUUACAAUAAAAAAAAUUGGAACACUUUGCAAUCUA
Sitodiplosis mosellana (orange wheat blossom midge) is the source of this 2449-nucleotide messenger RNA. RefSeq lists its product as uncharacterized. Bases 177 to 1778 code for a protein of 533 amino acids. Gene Ontology annotation, molecular function: protein binding; nucleic acid binding. NCBI's taxonomy places the organism in Eukaryota, Metazoa, Arthropoda, Insecta, Diptera, Cecidomyiidae. The record is from RefSeq and is a predicted model, not a curated record. The transcript is spliced from 3 exons.